Messenger RNA from Zea mays, 1116 nucleotides. RefSeq names its product glutathione peroxidase. The record is from RefSeq and is a predicted model, not a curated record. Gene Ontology annotation, molecular function: peroxidase activity. NCBI's taxonomy places the organism in Eukaryota, Viridiplantae, Streptophyta, Magnoliopsida, Poales, Poaceae. The transcript has 6 exons. The coding region runs from base 209 to 697 and encodes 162 amino acids. Gene Ontology annotation, biological process: response to oxidative stress. Gene Ontology annotation, cellular component: cytosol.
CCCAACCCACCCUGGGUCCCUGGCCAUAUAAAACCCUCGCCGGUGCGGUGACGUCUCGUCAUCUCGGCCCACAACCUCAGCUAGUCAGCUCCGCCGCUUUUGCUUUCUCUCUCCAGGCUCUCGGCUUCGUCCACAAGCUACAGCCGCGCGCUCCUCCUUGACCCGGCCUGACCCCGCUAGUUCGCCGCCUGCCGUCUGCCGCCCCAGCAUGGCCGCCGCGUCGUCCGCCACCUCCGUCCACGACUUCACCGUCAAGGAUUCGAGCGGCAAGGACGUUGACCUCAGCGUCUACAGGGGGAAGGUUCUUCUCAUCGUUAACGUCGCAUCCCAAUGUGGCUUAACCAACUCCAACUACACUCAGCAGGCCCAGCUCUAUGAGAAGUACAAGAACCAAGGCUUUGAAAUCCUCGCUUUCCCGUGCAACCAGUUUGGUGGGCAGGAGCCUGGUACCAACGAGGAGAUUGCCCAGUUUGCCUGCACACGCUUCAAGGCUGACUACCCCAUCUUUGACAAGGUUGAUGUCAAUGGUAACAAUGCUGCGCCCAUCUACAAGUUUCUGAAAUCUAGCAAGGGUGGCCUUUUCGGCGACAGCAUCAAGUGGAACUUUUCCAAGUUCUUGGUUGACAAGGAGGGGCGUGUUGUGGAUCGCUAUGCUCCAACCACUUCACCUCUGAGCAUUGAGGGACCUCGCGAUUAGAUGCGCCGCUAGACCAACCUCCUUGUCACCGUCCUAGUGCACAGCUCGCCGCCGCUUACUGAUGAUUCUUGAGCGCCUCCCUAUCUUCCGCCUUCUCCUCUAACUCUGGUGAGCGAGAGAGUGGAUACGACAGCGUCUUGCUACCACCCAUGGGGCCCCCUCGUUGGUGUGUGCUCCCAUUCAAGAUGAGCAUGCCACAGCCGAGCGGCCUCUCAGUGGUGCCCUAGUGGCCUGUUCGUGACAUUGCUCCUCUUUGUUUCAGCUUUUUAUAGCUUCUGGCCAUCAAAAUUUGUUGCGGACUGUCAAAUACUUAGCUUUUCAGCCAGCUUUUAUGAAAUUUAUUUGGGUAAAAACCAUUCAAAAUCAACAUAAACACAUAAUCGGUUGAGUUGUUACAAUAGUAGAAAUCCAUCAUUUUC